UGUACUCUGCCUCCAAUCUGCUAGUGCUAUUAAAUGACUGGAUUCUCCGAAAGGAGCUGCAGCGGAGCCUGCCCGUGUCGCUGCCCCAGCAGAAGCUGCUGACCUGGCUGAGUGUGCUGGAAUGCGUGGAGGUCUUUGCAGAGAUGGGGACAGCCAGGGUGUGGGGGGAGAUGGGCCGGUGGACCAUCAUUGUCCUCAUCCAGCUGGCUAAAGCCAUCCUUCGUCUCCUGCUCCUGCUGUGGUACAAAGCCGGCAUCCAGACGUCUCCUCCCAUCGUGCCGCUGAACAGGGAGCAGCAGCAGCCUCUCCACUCCCAAGACAUGGAAGACAACUGCUCAGGGAAGGAUCAGACCUAUGUUGGCAGGCGUUCCAGCCGUGUUGUGCGCUCUCUCCAGAGCACCCCAUCCCUGCAGUCCCGGCAUUGGGGGUCCCCCCAGCAGAGGGAGAAGUCGCAGAGCCAAAGAGCAGAGGAGAUGAACCAGCCUCCCACCCCUCUAGGUCUCCAAGAAACCAUCGCAGAAUCCAUCUACAUUACCCGUCCUCUGCUCCACCUAUUGAGUUUAGGAGUGUGGGGCCAGAGAUCGUGGAAACCCUGGCUCCUCUCAGCAGUUCUGGACAUCUCUAGUCUGAGUUUGCUGAGUGAUCUGAAAGACCUGAACAGGCGAGAGCGAGCAGAGCUGAGGCGACGAACCAUCCUUCUGCUGUACUAUCUGCUGAGAUCUCCUUUCUAUGACCGAUAUUCAGAGGGCAGGAUCCUCCUCCUUCUGCGCUUGUUGGCUGAUUACGUGCCUGGAGUUGGCUUUGUCACACGGCCACUGAUGGAUUACUUGCCUGCUUGGCAGAAAAUCUAUUUCUAUAACUGGGGCUGAUGAGAAGACGACGAUUAUUCUCUGCCAAGAUCAUGGCUGGACAUUUCUAAGGAGGGCAAGCAGGCUGGGGGAGGGAUGUUGAUAAUGUCUAUUUUUUGGUUAAACCAUCAAUGAGAAGCUUCCGUUCUGCAGGGUGGGGAGGGGGGUGUAUGUAACUUUUUUUAUCAGAUCAGUCUGUGAAUGAUGGACAUUACAUGUGUGGAGAGACCCUGGCCACCUCUUUGGACAGUUCUGUGGCUGCAGCGAUGGUGACGGGACAACCUCUCUUUUUUUAAGCACUUGAUUUUUCUCCUUUUGUACGGCUGCGUAGUGUUUUUUGGAGAGCAUUGUCUCCCACCUCACGGCGCUGAGACUGACCUGCAGCCUGCUUGUGUUGGCCGUGCCUGGCCGAUCUGCUUGGAGCGGGCUUGUCUGUCAAAUAAACUGACUGAACGGAAAGAAC
Molecule: messenger RNA, 1311 nt
Organism: Balearica regulorum gibbericeps (East African grey crowned-crane)
Lineage: Eukaryota; Metazoa; Chordata; Aves; Gruiformes; Gruidae
Source: RefSeq, a predicted model, not a curated record